AUGGCUGGUCCCUCAUCAUCUCAUCAUGAAGACCGCGAGCGCGAACGUGAUCGCGACCGAGAGCGUCGUCACCGCGAACGCGAGCGCUCUUCCCACCAUCAUCACCGCACCAUCUCUUCCACUACCCUCCUACUCGUCCUAUCCCUCAUUCUCGCCGUCCUGGCUAUCAUGCUUUCCUUCCCAUCUGGUGGUUCCGGCGCUGCUGACGCCGCAGGUGGUGUCAUGAGCUACCUCACACCAAAGAGGACACAGGCGCUUAUCGCUCGCGAGAGCGCUGUCGCUGUUCGCGAAGCCGAAGUCGCCCGCCGUGAGGCUGAGCUCCUCGCUGGCGCGCCUGGUGGUGUCAUCCCCAGCCCUUCACCCGUCCUCUGCCCCUCGUGCGCAGCCACUACGGUUACCAUCACCGAAGCGCCUCCCGUCCAAACUAUCAUCAAGGAGGUGGUCAAGGAGGAAUCGUUGGCGCCUGCCGGAUGGGGUGGCCCACGUGCUGAAGAGAUUCUUGAUCGCGAGCUCAAGGUUGCCGAGCGAGAGAGAGAAAUCAGCAAGCGUGAAGAAAACGUCAACCGCCGAGAACACGAUGCCGCUCGCCGCGAAUCGUGGAUCAUGGAACAGCUUGUCGCCCUUGGAAACGAUAACCCACAAACAGUCGAGGAAGAAUAUGUCUAUGAUCAGCCUCCUAAGCGAAAAUCCAAGUACCAAGAGCUUCCUCCAAUUGUUGUUUCCGAAUACGCGUAUGAGACCGAAACCAAGACUGUCAUUCAAACUCAAACCGUCACCGUUCCUCCUCCCGCCAACACUCGUUUAGCUGCCUUCCCAACGCCCGAGGCCGGAAGCCCUUCGACCACCGCUGGCAGCCCCCGCACAACGGCUGUCGAAGUCAUCACAGAAGAGGUCGAACCCCGCAAGCAGAGGACUGUAGUGCGUGGACCUCCAAAACGUCCCCCAACACGCUGGUUCCCUGGCUGGUAA
Cyclocybe aegerita is the source of this 969-nucleotide messenger RNA. The record is from the annotation of a GenBank genome assembly. Lineage: Eukaryota; Fungi; Basidiomycota; Agaricomycetes; Agaricales; Hemipholiotaceae.